Messenger RNA from Otolemur garnettii (small-eared galago), 1468 nucleotides. RefSeq names its product carcinoembryonic antigen-related cell adhesion molecule 5. The transcript has 8 exons. Lineage: Eukaryota; Metazoa; Chordata; Mammalia; Primates; Galagidae. Gene Ontology annotation, biological process: heterophilic cell-cell adhesion. The record is from RefSeq and is a predicted model, not a curated record. Gene Ontology annotation, cellular component: cell surface. The annotation marks the transcript as partial.
GGGUGCUCAGCACAGAGGGAGGAAGGACAGCAGAGCUGACCAGUCCGAGCAGCCGUGCCCAGGAGCGUUCCUGGAGCCAAAGCUCUUCCGCACAGGGAAGGACAGAGAAGGCAGCAGGGACCAUGGAGCCCCCGUUAGCUCCUCCCUGCAGAGGGUUGAUGCGGAGUUAACCAAACCUUCCAUCACAAGUAACAACUCCAACCCUGUGGAGAACAAAGACUCAGUGGAUUUAACUUGUGAACCAGCAGCUCAGGACGUGACCUACCUGUGGUGGCUAAACAAUCAGAGCCUCCCAGUCAAUUCCAGGCUGUCCCCAGACAACAGGACCCUCACGUUACUCAAUGUCACAAGGGAUGAAUCAGGACCCUUUGUGUGUGAAACAUGGAACCCAGUGAGCACCAACCGCAGUGACCCCUUCACCCUGAAUGUUCUCUAUGGCCCCGAUGCCCCCACCAUUUCCCCUCCAGGGUCAUUGUACAUUUUGGGGGCAAACCUCAACCUCUCCUGCCACGCGGACUCAAACCCACCUGCAAACUAUUCUUGGCUUAUCAAUGGGAGUUUCCUGCAAGACACAAAAGAGCUCUUUACCCCCGGAAUCACUGUAGAGCAUAGCGGAUCCUACGCCUGCCAUGCCCAUAACUCAGCCACAGGCCUCAAUGCGACCACAAUGAUGAAACCCCCUCAGAGGAGGGAUGAACAGCUCGGAGCUCUGGAGCUCUGCUGUGUUCCCGGCUCGCCCAGUGACCAGCUGUGCUCUGACUCCAUCUGGGACACCUUUGGAGGAAUCAAAAGCACCACACAGGGCAACCUUCUCUCUGUUAUGUGCACAGCAGAGUUCUCCAGACCCUUCAUCACAAGCAACAACUCCAACCCCGUGGAGAACAAAGACUCUGUGGCAUUAAUCUGUGAACCAGUGAUGGAGAAUGUGACCUACCUGUGGUGGCUAAACAAUCAGAGCCUACCAGUCAGUUCCAGUCAGCAGCUGUCCCCAGACAACAGUUCCCUCACAUUUCUCAGUGUCACAAGGAAUGAAUCAGGACCCUUUGUGUGUGCAACACAGACCCCAGAGAGCACCAACCGCAGUGACCCCUUCACCCUGAAUGUUCUCUAUGGCCCCGACACCCCCACCAUUUCCUCUCCAGAGUCAUCUUACAUUUCGGGGGCAAACCUCAACCUCUCCUGCCACGCGGACUCAAACCCACCUGCAAACUAUUCUUGGCUUAUCAAUGAGAUUUCAUGGCAAGACACACAAGUGCUCUUUAUCCCUGGAAUCACUACAAAGCAUAGAGGAUCCUACACCUGCCAUGCCCAUAACUCAGCCACAGGCCUCAAUGCGACCGCAGUCAAGAAUAUCACAGUCUUGGCGCCAGGACUCUCCGCGGGAGCCAUUGUUGGUAUCGUGAUUGGAGUGCUGGCCGGUGUGGCUCUGAUAGGAGCCCUAGCGUACUUUCUGUUUUGUCGGAACUAG